AUUUUUUUCCCUGAUGCAGUGUCAUUACAGAGAAAAUUAAUAACAUGCGGCCAAAGGAUAGAACAGCCCUCGGACCAGCGCUAGCAACAGCUCUCGGAAUGAUUACCGGAUGUCAGGGUUCAGAGGUUAUUCUGUGUACUGAUGGUGCCCCAAAUAGUGGUGUCGGUAAAAUGAACAGCCCUGACUCCAGUUGUAAAGAUUAUUACACUAUGGUCGGUAACUACGCUAAACAAAAUGGAAUAGUAGUUUCUAUCCUGGCUGUUGACGGGGAACCUGUCGGACUUGAGAAUGUGUCUCCCUGCGCCAAUAUUUCUGGCGGGAAUGUUGAUGUCCUCGACCCUCUUGAGAUUAUGAGACAGUUACGUCUGAUUUCCCAAAACUUCAUCGUGGCAACAUCUGUAUGUAUUGAAUUCCAUCUUCACCCUGAAAUUGAGGUCGAUGACGAUGAUUUCCCAAAGGGCAGCAGUCGUAUCGUAAAGGAAGUUGGUAAUGCCACCAGAGACACAGAUGUUACAUUCUUUUUCAGACGAAAAAAUACGGAUAAAGAUUUGCAAGUGGAUUGUCUCCCUUUCCAGGUUCGUGUAAAUUUUACAAUGAAAGAUGGACGUAAAAUGUUGAGAGUCAUCAGUAAAUCUAUGAACGUCACAAAAGAUCGAGCUAAGAUGGAAGAGGAAAUGAAUGUUGACGUGGUGGGGCUGGCUACGGCACAGAAAACAGCUGAUUUAGCUUCCAAAGGAAAAGUGGCACAGGCAAGAGAUAGAUUGACCUCCGUGAACAGAAUGUUGAACAAAGCAUGCAACUCUGACGAGCAGAAAGAAGCCAGAUACAACUUCAGGACAGAAUGUGCUGAACUCCACCAGGACCUCAACGACCGACUGAGUGGUUCAUACAAAAACACUAGGAAAAGGUCGGACAUGUCGUCAAGGAUGUACAGUCAUAUGAUGCAGCAAUCACAGUCCAGGUAUGCUGGGGCGUCCAGCUCCCAAAAACAGGAUAUUGCCUCGAAAAGGCGGACGACCGAUGAGAAUGUUCGUCAACAAUAUUACGAAUACCAUUCUUAAGUAGUGUAAUUCUGAAAUUAUAAACAGGUCUUCACAACACAGACAAAUACAGUUCAAGAUCUGUGAUUAGUACUAGAUCAUAUAAAUAAGAAUGACUGAACUGGUCGACAGUAGAAUGCUCGGACGGUGUUAACCCUGGGUCAUAAAAAUAACAGUUUUUGAUUGAACUGGUCAGACAGUAGAUGUAUUGGACAGUGUUGACCGUGGGUUGUAUAAAUAACAAUGACUUAACUGAUCAACAGUAGAAGUCUUGAACAUUGUUGUCCGUAAUGUGUAAUAACAAUGUUUCUACUGGUCAACUGUAGAGUCUUGGACAGUGUUGACCAUGGUCCAUAUAAAUAACAAUUUGGACAGUGGACAGUGUAAAUCGUGUAAUAAGUAAUAACAAUGUUUCUAUUGGUCAACAGUAGAAGUCUCGGACAGUGUUGUCAGUGCAAUAUGUAUCAACAAUGCCUCUAUUGGUCAACAGUAGAAGAGUCUCGGACAGUGUUGUCAGUGCAAUAGGUAUCAACAAUGCCUCUAUUGGUCAACAGUAGAAGUCUCGGACAGUGUUGUCAGUGCAAUAUGUAUCAACAAUGCCUCUACUGGUCGAGAGUAGAAAUCUUGGACGAUGUUUUGUCAGACCACAAACAUUAAUAAUUCAAGCAAAAAUAUCAAAAAUAUCUAAUGCAUCGAGAAAUGUGUACGAAAUAUGAGAUGACUACUCUCUAGUAGGUAGUAGAUAGGUUAGUAGGACAGUGAAUUUUACCGAGAAUAUUCUGAAAUCACAUUUAAUGUAUUUAAAUACAUUGCAUUAUAGCUUUGUGAAUUUUGCAUUUGUUUUGUUUUCAUUUGCAAGUAAUUGUGCUGUUUUCAUAAUGAGGGGUACAUGUACAUUGUUUCAUAGUUCAUUGUUUUGAGGAACAUUCCUUAUUGUUAAUAUAAGUGUGUUAAAGAAAAUCAGAUAAGGUGUAUAUAUUAGGUAAACAAUAACUUGGUUCUCAGGCCCUCCUAAUAUGCUUUGAUUUCAAAACAAGACUCUUAUCUCAUAUAUUUUUCAUGUUUGAAUAAAAAAUUAUAUCUAGGUUAUUAUUCUUUAGAAGAAGAAUGUGUGGGAAAAGCAUCACCACCAAUUUUGUCUCUUGUAAUAUCUAUUAUUGUUAACCAUAAAAUUAGAGUACAUGUUCAUUGGUGUAAAGCAAAAACAAUUAGAAGAGAUAUGAUCAAUCAUUGUUUCCCACAUUUUGAAGCAGUUUAUAUGAAAAUGAUUGGUUUCAAAAAUAAAGUAAACAUGCCCUUAUUUUUUAUGAUGAAAACAUAACCAUCUCCCUCAUUUCUUAUAAGAAAAAAUAACCCAGAACAAAAUAAUUAGUUUUAUUUAGCCUAGUUUAUUUAUGUGUUAACAAUUAAUUCUACAUGUACAUAUACAUAUGUAAAUGUCCAGGUUUGUGAAAAGUUUCAUGUAUGUUUGCCACAGAAACAUUUUUAGUGACUGAAUAUAAUGAUCAGCAUUUUUUCAUUUGUUUUUUUAACGUCUAUAUUCGUAGCUUUCGUUUGUGAUAUGAAGAUUGUUUAGUUUCUUUAUUUUUUAUUUACGUACAAGUUUUGAUAUUUUUUUGUUAUUAUUAAUUUUACGUCUAUGUUUAUAACUUUUAAUGUAAAUCUUUGAUGAUAUUGCCAACGGGCUGUUACUUGUACAUGUAACCACUAAUUCUGUAGUUUUGACUUUUUGCCAAUGUUGAUUUUAUUUUCUGAUGACUGAGGAUUUGAAGUUAAAUUUCAACCUACACUGAAUUAUGGUGUAUAUUGCAAUAAAAUGAAAUAUUUUUAUGUGAUGUUAAGUUUUCCACAGCAUUUUUACCCAAAUAAAAUGUAUUUUUUAUAUAUAUAA
Messenger RNA from Pecten maximus, 2931 nucleotides. Its product is annotated as circularly permutated Ras protein 1-like. Lineage: Eukaryota; Metazoa; Mollusca; Bivalvia; Pectinida; Pectinidae. Bases 45 to 1061 code for a protein of 338 amino acids. Gene Ontology annotation, cellular component: endoplasmic reticulum exit site; COPII vesicle coat. Gene Ontology annotation, molecular function: zinc ion binding; SNARE binding. Gene Ontology annotation, biological process: COPII-coated vesicle cargo loading. The transcript is spliced from 7 exons. The record is from RefSeq and is a predicted model, not a curated record.